This is a messenger RNA of Neodiprion virginianus, 4303 nucleotides long. RefSeq names its product ADP-ribosylation factor-like protein 4C (gene Arl4). Bases 1013 to 1639 code for a protein of 208 amino acids. Gene Ontology annotation, molecular function: GTP binding; GTPase activity. The transcript has 4 exons. Gene Ontology annotation, cellular component: cytoplasm. Gene Ontology annotation, biological process: vesicle-mediated transport; intracellular protein transport. The record is from RefSeq and is a predicted model, not a curated record. Lineage: Eukaryota; Metazoa; Arthropoda; Insecta; Hymenoptera; Diprionidae.
UGGCGUAUGAACGUUGGCGGUUACGCUUCUGGGUGGUUCUACCGCAGAUAAAUCCAGUUCCAUGAUUUCGUGAAUCGCGUGCCCGGUUGAGUAUCGAUCAUCCUCAGAGAGACGGGCUUCUAUUUUCGUCAAGAGGCUUCCGAGUCGAUCAAAAGCGGAGGAACCGGCACGCGAUAAACACAGGAUUAUAUAGUUUCCGUUACGAAACUGGGCCAGAUAUCAAGUGUAUAAUUAUACCGGCUUCUUUUUCCGACGUAGGCACGUAUAAUACACAGCAUGCCCACCACUCACUCUCAAGAUAGGCGCACCUUCGGGUUCUUCGCAGAGAGCGGACGUCAAAAGAUAAAAGCAGUUUCCGAGCCUCCCUAUCUCGGAAAUCAGGUCCAAUUUACUUAGCCUUACGGAAUACCAACGUGAUUUCAUUAUUAUCAAGCAGUACGUGAGGAGGCAGGUAUUCACGAUCUUGACGAUCGCAGAGAACUUAUUGAUCUCGUCCACUACAUUACAACCAUGGCCUGACUCUCUGGCUCACUCUCCCCACCUUUAUCAAUGAUCGAGCUACUCGGCAUGACUCACUCUGAUAAGGAGCUUAUCAGUCCGGCUUGGGCAGACAUUCUGCAGUGAGUGUUUCACCGUAAACGAAGCGCACCUCCGUAAAUUCUCUCUACGGAAAACCAACCGCGCGUUUUACUUCUUAAAUCUGUCACUCUUCAAUCACGCUUCGCCAGAUCCUUUCUUAUUUUUGGAAGAUUGAACCUGACGGCAGAUUCCACCUAUUUCCACCUCGAUUCUACUUUCGCCGGUAGCCCCAGAAACUUGUUCUUGAGAUUAAGGCUUAGCAUGAUGUCAACGAUGGUUCAUACAGCAUCCAGCUGAAGGGAUGGGACGGUGAGUCGAGGGGUCGUGCGCUUCAAGUCAUCCGGGAGGUUGGUAUAUGUAUAGCUCGGUGAGCUAUAACCGUAAUUCCUGCAUGGUGCGAGGGAUAUCCUGAGGUAUACGAGGGAGGAAAGAGAUGGGAGCUGGAAUGGGAAGGAGUGGUACAAGCGGGGGAGGACUUCUAGAGGCUCUGCCGACUGGGACGCCUCUUCACGUCGCAAUGCUCGGCCUCGACAGUGCGGGUAAGACGACUGCCCUUUACCGGCUCAAGUUUGAUCAGUACCUCAACACUGUGCCCACCAUCGGCUUCAACUGUGAACGAAUAAGGGGCGGAAGUGGCAAGGCCAAAGGAGUCAACUUUCUGGUAUGGGACGUUGGUGGGCAGGAGAAGCUGCGACCGUUGUGGAAGUCGUACACCCGAUGCACGGACGGCAUCAUAUUCGUCGUGGAUUCCUGCGACGCCGAGAGGCUUGAAGAGGCAAAAAUGGAGCUAACGCGGACAGCCAGAAGCCCGGACAACGUUGGGGUCCCGAUCCUGAUUCUCGCAAACAAGCAAGACCUGCCUGGAGCAAAGGAGGUUGGCGAGUUGGAGAAGCAGCUUGGAGUGCUGGAGCUGACGGGAAUGCCGGGAAGUUCGUGCAUCCGAGUGCAGCCGGCGUGCGCGAUAACCGGUGAAGGUCUGCACGAGGGUCUGGACACGCUUUACCAGCUGAUACUGAAGCGGAGGAAGCUGGCGAAGCUGAAUCGGAAGAGAGCGAGGUAGGCCCGGGUUUCAGAGGACUGCACAUGCGUCUUCUGAUAUUGUUCCCAGCCACCGUCGCCAGGCCUGGCGUCGACGCCAUCCUCGGUGUCGUCCGACGGCGACCCGGUGGUUAUUUUUACAGACCAACCCUCCGCCGAACGGCCAAUGGACGGAUCGAACCCUGGAGCCCAUCGACGGGGCAACGAGAGGAGCUUCGAACCGGAAGAAGAGUCCUCUUGUGGAGUUUAAGGAGCUUUGGAGUCGCGAAAAUGACCUUGCAUCAGAUCGGAUGUCGAGUUUUCAGUCCCCUUCCCCCAAUGUCCAUUUUCCUGUGGAUGUGAAGAGGAAAAGUGAACGGCUAUUUGUGCGAUUUUCUCACGUGCCGAUAAUUUUUGCGACCGCAAUUGAAACGGAGAGGGAAAGUGCACCUGUAACGGAUUUUCGCCUGGUACCGGAAGUCCGUUCAGUGUAUCGGAAGGUAACGCGAUACCCGGGUAACCGGUGGGAACUGCAUGUGCCUACUGCGGCGAUAUAUGGAUAUCAUAUUUCAAAACUGUGCAGCCUGAGAAAUCGACACGUGUGUAUGUAACGCUAAAUAUGUAUCUCGGGUUUCAAAAGUGAUUAUUAAAGAACUUACAUGUGUAAUCCGCUGGACAGAAAAUACACGCAGAGCCUCGACCUCGGCUCUUCAUAAUACAACGAUAACAACUCAAUUUGACGAAUGGUUGUUAUUGACUGAUGAUAUUGCAAAUAUUUGGAGAAUUGUGAAAAAUUGAAAAAAAAUACGAUCAUAUUUUAUAAUGAGUGACGAUGCUAGUCGAUGAACUGGGAGUUAUUUGGAGAUUUGAAGAAUCGUGUAAACUGUACUGAGAAGUCUGAUGCCGUUGGAAGAAAAAUCAGCGAAACUUGAUUGUUACGAUAACAUUAAUCACAACAAGCCAUGCGUAUAAAUUUACUUGUAAAUAGGCACACGUUGGAUAUGAGAAGUAUCGUCUCAUGCACGCGAAGGAUAACGUAUUUGUAACUGUACAACGUGCAUGCAGAUUGAUAUUACAACGGUCACGUAGAAGCAAGCCUGGUGGAUCAUUGUUUUGCUGUUAUACAAAAAUCGAGAUUACGUAUAGCUGUAAUUAAUGUAUAUUGAAGUCGGAUGUUUUAUAACUGUGUAAAAUUAUUAAAUAUAUAUUAUACAUACAUACAUUGUAUACAUUAGGUAUCAAAGCAGCGGAUUAUUUGUUGAGAAUACUAACGACAAUUACAUAUAUACAUAUAUUAUAUGUCUUGUUUAUGGAUUUAGAUAAAUAAUUGUAUAUUUAAAUUCUUGAUUUCCGGCUCGUAUCAGAGCAACGUUACGAAGGAUCCGGUGUAUGUUCAACGAUAGUUAUUGUGUUUGUAGAAAUAAGAGCCGUUGUUUGUUUAUUAUCCGUUUCCAAUUAAUAUACGUAUCAACUAUUAUUCCUCAAAAUUCUAUCGUACGCUGAACGUGUACUGUAAAUGAGAAUAUGACGGAUGUGAAAAUUUCCGGACAAUUUAGGGAGCCAAUUUUCAAACUCACCACCCAACAUUAUGUUUUCUUUACUUCAAUUUUGUAAUUCUCUUUAUCACGUCAAAUUCGAAUAAUAUAUAAUCGUUUUGUGGCGAGGAAUAGCAAUCCUUUUUCUCUGUUCGAUUCUGCUCAAAGUUUACACUGAACUUUCUCGGUGCAACAAUAAAAAUAAUGAAAAUAAUAUACUUGAUAACUCGACGAAUUUGAUUAAUAAUUAAAUAACUGAACACGUCGGUGAGUUUAAAAAUUUUAGGUAUACCUAUCUAGAUUUUGACCUGGAAGCUUCUCACAGACAUAACAAUUAUUUCUCUACAUAAUAAUUAUCCUUGUUGUGUUUAUUGUACUAUUCAAUAUUUUAUCUUGCGCUUCGAUUUAUCGAUUCUACCUAUAAUAAUAUAAAAUGACUAUUUAUAUACAUUGCAAUGUAAGAAAAAUAUGCGUUAUAUACACAAUGAAUUCGUAAAUGCGCGACAUCAGCGACUAAUUAUACAAUUAUAACUAUACAUAUAAUAUCAGCGUAAUAUUAUAUACAAAAUACAAUCAUUGUUAUGCCGUAUAUAAUAUAAUGUUUGUAUGACUGGCGUUUCCGUAAAUACGAAACCAUGCCUAUUAGCGUCACAAAUAGAUCAUAUGUUAUACAAUAGAUAUUAUCAAACGUAUAUACGAAUAUCCAUAAGGUGAAACCUGCCUCACCCUCUGCUACGUCAUAGAUGUACCUUAAACAUACCUCUAAAUCGAUCACCUAGCUAUAAUAUACAUACAACUAUUUCUAACGAUAACGAUCAAUUUUUUAUUGCAUAUCUCUGUAAGUAAUUAUAAUUAUAUUCGUAUAAUGUGAGUGUACAUAUAUAUUGGAUAAUUAUAAUUACUGUAUAAUGCAUAUGGUAUACAACUCAUUCUUAGCUGUCAAAUUGAAGGUUUGUAAGUAAAAUAUUUAGCAUCAUUUUCCUCAUCGUCACGCAUAUAAUAAUAUUAUAACACACGCAUAAGAUACACGUAGAGUAAUAUUGGUAAACUCACAAUCUUCUCGUACGAAGCACACACGCAAUAUACAUACGACACAUACCUAUAGCUGUCAUUUGUAACGAUAAUAAUAUUACCAUAAUGUUAUUAUAAAGUCAUAAUUGUUACGUUCUAAA